Messenger RNA from Mycena indigotica, 531 nucleotides. RefSeq names its product Integrase catalytic domain-containing protein. The coding region runs from base 1 to 531 and encodes 176 amino acids. Lineage: Eukaryota; Fungi; Basidiomycota; Agaricomycetes; Agaricales; Mycenaceae. The record is from RefSeq and is a predicted model, not a curated record. The transcript has 2 exons.
AUGUGGCGGAGGAAGGCUAACUUCGUGGUGGAGUAUGGUCGCCGACGGCCACGACUUGCUUCCAACGCUCAUCUGGUGCUUCCAGUGGUCAUUAUGACGGACACUGAUCCUCAUGCUGGCCAGAACUUUGGCAACUUUCUUAUCCAUGCUGACCAAAUGGUUCGAGAAGCUCGCUUUGUACUCGAAUCCCUUCCCAAUGUGGAGAGCUUUGCCGUCGAGCGUUCUCUGCGUCAAUUAACAGCUGCUCGUCGAGUUCUGCAGCAGUCGAAUGACCCGUGGCUUGAUAGAACCGAAGUUGAAGACCUCUUGUCUCUGGUGGACAAUCUUAUCCGACCAUUAUCCGAGUUUCUAGUCACUCCACCUCCUCCGCAGAAUCUUGGCACACAGACUGAGCCCUCCGGAGGCGGUCGUCCCCGGUAUGUACUCGACCUUGAGGACGCUCUUCGACUCCAUGACCUUGGAAACUCAUGGGAGGACGUCUCGCAUGCCUUUGGUGUCUCCAGAGUCACCAUGUACCGACACCUUCAGUAA